AUGAUGGACUCCUCUGCCGGCGGUUUACAUGUCGUACGACAGAGUGAAUUCCCGAAUAGAACGGCGUUUUUCGAACCCAUCCCCAGCUCUGCGGCCAACUCUACAGACGACGGGAUUCUGCGACAGCUUCGCCGUGAGCAACUACAACAUCAGCAACAGAACCAACGGACGCAUUUCCUGUUCCAGCAGCAGCAGCAACGCCUGCAGCAACCGGCGGAAUAUGGGACAACAACAACCCCCUCGCAGUCGGCCUACGUCGACCCUUCGACCCUGAACUCCGUCUCCGAGGCGGCUCCGUCGGCGUCGGCAGUGGGCCGACAGUCCUCGACACCGACGCAGAGCUCUUCGGGCUGGCAGGACUCCCCCAUGAGCAACGCCGCCGCCGACUCGCUGUCCUCGCCCGCUAGCUCCGUCAUCUCGCCGCACAGCACGAGCUUCGUCGUCCAGCCAACGCCCCCGAUUGACCCUCGCGUUCUCGGCGGGUUGCCGAAAGAGACAAUCGUUGUCCAACCAAAGGAGUUGACGGCCGUCGCCGAGGAGGAGGCACCGAAACGCCGCCGAGGCCGUCCCAGACUCUCCGAGGCGGUCACCGCCCAGACUACCCGCGCGGCGUCACCGAAAACGAAAGCGACAGCGACAACAACGACGACGGCGACGACGAUGACAACGACAACGACGACGGCGAAGACGAACAUGGCAAAAUCGCGCAAGAACAACGCGCCUCGACGGACAUCGACCGCCUCGGCAGCGAGCGGCACCGCCGGUGAAACGGCGGACGAACGGCCCGGCGCCGGCGCCGGCGCCAACGACAAGAAGAACCGCAUCCGCGCGCGGAACCGCGAGGCGGCGUACAAGUGCCGCAAGAAGAAGCAAAAGGGCAUCGCCGAGCUGCAGACGCAGGAGGCCAUGAUCGAGAACGUCAACAGGACCCUCAACAGCGAGGCGGCCAUGCUGCGCAGCGAGAUCCUGAUGCUCAAGAACAUGGUGCUCCAGCACGGCGGCUGCGGGUGCUCCUUCAUCGAGGAGUACAUCUCGGGCGCCGCGCAGAACCUGGUGCAGUCGAGCAUGGCGGCGGCGGCUUCCGGCGGCGGCGGUCAUAGUAAUAGUGGUAAUGGUGGUGGCAUGCAACAAAUACACGACCAGAACUGCACGAACCGAGGAGACGACGGGGAAGGAUACAACGUCGACUGGAAGGGCUUCGACAUCGAUUCCAAGGCGGGCAUCCGCUCGCUGGGGUCGGAAAGCGGCUUCUCUGGCUUCGACGAUGCCGCCUCGCACAGCGCCAGGGCACAAUCCCAAGGGGCUCCGAUGUAG
This is a messenger RNA of Colletotrichum higginsianum IMI 349063, 1314 nucleotides long. Its product is annotated as BZIP transcription factor. Gene Ontology annotation, biological process: regulation of transcription by RNA polymerase II. Bases 1 to 1314 code for a protein of 437 amino acids. The transcript has a single exon. Gene Ontology annotation, molecular function: RNA polymerase II cis-regulatory region sequence-specific DNA binding; DNA-binding transcription factor activity, RNA polymerase II-specific. The record is from RefSeq and is a predicted model, not a curated record. Lineage: Eukaryota; Fungi; Ascomycota; Sordariomycetes; Glomerellales; Glomerellaceae.